Molecule: messenger RNA, 1122 nt
Organism: Hemisphaericaspora subhashii
Lineage: Eukaryota; Fungi; Ascomycota; Pichiomycetes; Serinales; Debaryomycetaceae
Exons: 1
Coding region: 1-1122 (373 amino acids)
Molecular function (GO): metal ion binding; agmatinase activity
Source: RefSeq, a predicted model, not a curated record
AUGCAAUUUCUUAAAUCGUUAGUGUUAGCUACUACUAUGGUAUUGACAAGUGCCAAUGAAACAAGUGAUCCCAAGUUAGUCGAAAUAUGGGGUGAUCUUUGGCCAUUCCAAGGAAUCAAUACAUUUGCUCAUUUAGAUCAUUUUUCCUGUUUAGUUGAUAAGACGAUUCCCUUUGAUGUUGGUAUCAUUGGUGUUCCAUUUGACACUGCAGUGUCAUAUAGACCUGGUGCUAGAUUUGGCCCUCGAGCAAUUAGAGCUGCUUCCCAGCGUCAAACUAGUUUACGUGGAUUUAAUCCUCGAGCAAUGUUCAAUCCAUAUGAUUCUUGGGCCAAAGUUGUUGAUUGUGGUGAUUUGCCAGUUACUCCAAUGGAUAAUUCUCUUGCAUUUAGACAAAUGAAUGCUGGGUUUGAAGAAUUACUUUUAAGGAGACAAUCUACUAGUGAAAAUAAGGUCCCUCCAAGAUUUGUUUUAUUGGGUGGAGAUCAUUCUAUUUUACUCCCACAUAUCCGAGCAUUAAAUAAAGUAUAUGGUCCAGUCAAUAUAAUUCAUUUUGAUGCUCAUUUGGAUACUUGGAGUCCAGAUAAAUAUCCUUCGUAUUGGCAUUCUGAACAAAGUGAAUUGAAUCAUGGUUCCAUGUUAUGGAAAGCUCAUGAAGAAGGAUUAACUACAAAGACAAACAUUCAUGCUGGUAUUCGUACCAAACUUUCCGGAUUAAUUGAUUUGGAAGAUGAUGAUUCUCAAGAUUUUAUUCGUAUUGAAGCUGAUGACAUUUGGUUGAAGGGUCCUGAAUAUGUGAUCAAGAAAAUCUUGGAUGUUGUACCUAAAGAUACGCCAAGUUAUAUCUCGGUUGAUAUUGAUGUGUUAGAUCCAGGAUUUGCUAGUGGAACUGGUACCCAAGAACCAGGGGGGUGGUUACCUCGUGAGUUAAUUCAUAUUUUAAGAGGAAUUGAAGAGUUAACAAUUGUUGGUGCUGAUAUUGUAGAAGUAGCUCCGGCAUAUGAUUAUGCGGAAGUUACUGCAACAAAUGGGGCACAGGUUGCCUACGAAAUACUCACGAGUAUGGUAAAGAAAGGAGCUAUUGAUCCUAGUGUAGUUAAGAUAAUUCAUACAUUUGAACAGUAA